AUGCUCAAGGAGGGUGGCGGUCACGCGAUGUCUCGUGUUUUAUCUGGUCAAUUGGAAGGAAAGUUAAGUGCAUAUUCUGAAGUUAAGGGGUAUGCGGACACAAUUGCGAGCGCCUGUUACUUUCUAUCAAAAGUAGGAAAUAACAAUCCAACGGACAAUACACCCUGUUAUUUCUUUUAUUAUUGGUUGGGGAAAAUAUUAUUUGACAAACUAACAGGUAGUCAAGUUCCGGAUUUAAUGAAUAUAAUUUACACAGCUUGGAAAAGAUCCAAUUUAGGAAUUAGUUGUAUAAUUAAGAACAUUCAUGAUACUGAUAAGAGUGUUUUCGAGCAGAAUAAAAAAAAAUUCGACCUUAGUCAAGACUACCACCCCAAACAAGACCAACUGAAGAAUUAUUAUGAACUCUGUGAUAGUGGCUAUAAACAGAUAGCAGGCCGAGGAACUGCCCCAACCGUUCCUAAUAAUGUACAACAACAAUGUAAAAGUGAUAAUGGUGGUUCAUACUGUAAGAAAUUUAGAACGAAAUAUAGUAGUUCCUGCAAUCUGGGGGAUUCAUCAAAAUUAACGUGCACAAUAGUGGAGAAACCGCAAAUUGAAACACAUAUGAAGAAUCAAAAUCUGCAGGAGGGAGCAGAAUCCCACAAUGAUGGUACACCACAACAUAGGGACUCCGAAGUGGAAAUUCCUCCUUCCACCCCCACUGCAACCAUUGCAGUUCCUUCUGCAAUUGCCACAUUAGGAAUAGGAAUACCAACAGUUCUUUUCUUUUUAUAUAAGUAUGAUCUUUUGCCUUCUGGCAUAAUAAACAUGUUCUUUGGGAACAAUAGCAGUAAUAGAAACAGAAGAGGGAAAAGGAGAUCCACUGGACGCAACUUUGAUAGGCUUACGGAAUACACAACGGAAGGAAGUUCCACAAUAGAAGGUUCUUCCACAACAGAUUAUUCCACAGCAUCAGAAUUGGAUGUGCAGUCUACAAGAGCAGGAACAACGAAUACGACAAAUAAUAAUAAUACUCCACCAGGUCAUCAUCACAGGAAGAACAAAAAUAUACGUUAUCAACGUAUGUAA
Messenger RNA from Plasmodium coatneyi, 1068 nucleotides. RefSeq lists its product as uncharacterized. Bases 1 to 1068 code for a protein of 355 amino acids. The record is from RefSeq and is a predicted model, not a curated record. NCBI's taxonomy places the organism in Eukaryota, Apicomplexa, Aconoidasida, Haemosporida, Plasmodiidae. The transcript is spliced from 2 exons.